AUGGAUCAUCAUGAAGACAUGUAUUCUAUGAACAACAGUGAUUUGGGUUUUCCUGCUGAAGAUAGGAAGUACCGCAUGCUGGAAGAGAUAUUGAAAGUAGUAGAAGGCCAAGGAGUUUUGGGGAUGGAUAUUAAUGACCUGAGGCUGGUACCAGGAGUGAUGGUUCCACCAAAGUUCAAAGUUCCUAUUCUUGACAAAUACAAUGGAACAACUUGUCCUAAAACUCAUAUGAAAGCAUAUUACCGACAACCUAUCUGGGAAUCCCUGAAGUGGUAUAUGCAUUUGGAAAGAACCUAUAUUCGGAAUUGGAGGGAUUUGGUUGAGGCAUAUUUGAGGCAUUAUCAAUACAACAUUGACAUGGAUCCUAAUUGGACCCAGAUGGAAAGCCUGACCCAGGGCCUAAAUGAGUCUUUCAAAGAGUACACCCAUAAAUGGCGUGAGUUAGCUACUCGAGUUCAACCUUCGAUGAUGGAGAGAGAACUUGUUGACAUGUUCAUGGGAACUCAGGAAGGGAUGUAUUAUGAUAGAAUGGGGGGUAGUACCUCCGUUGGGUUUUCUGAGUUGGUAAUGGCGGGAGAAAGAAUUGAAGUUGGUUUGAAGUUGGGCAAAAUCCAAUCAGCCAAUACUGGUAGUUCUGCAUGCAGAAGUGGUAAGAAACCAUUCAAUGGACAUCCCAAGAAGAAGGAAAGUGAGUCUAAUGCAGUUUACUCUCAUAGUGGUCGAGGAAGAAUUCAACAAAAACAAAAAGUGAAUGUCGUGACUAUACCGGUCGCUACAGCUCCUCAACCACAAUAA
Lathyrus oleraceus (garden pea) is the source of this 795-nucleotide messenger RNA. RefSeq lists its product as uncharacterized. The record is from RefSeq and is a predicted model, not a curated record. The transcript has 2 exons. Bases 1 to 795 code for a protein of 264 amino acids. Lineage: Eukaryota; Viridiplantae; Streptophyta; Magnoliopsida; Fabales; Fabaceae.